Didymodactylos carnosus is the source of this 1461-nucleotide messenger RNA. The record is from the annotation of a GenBank genome assembly. NCBI's taxonomy places the organism in Eukaryota, Metazoa, Rotifera, Eurotatoria, Philodinida, Philodinidae.
AUGGAUACUCAUUUAUACUCAAUUACUAAAGAAGUGGCUACUGUUAUUAAUAUAGAUUUGAUUAGUUAUAAUGAUGAACUACAGACAGCGAGUGUGAAUGUUACAAGACCGGAUGGAGACUUUGACAAUGUACUGUUGAAAUGUCGUCCGACAGAUCAGAUAUGUCCCAAAUUGUUUUCGAAUACAAGCACACAAAUAUACACUGAAACAAAUUGUUCAACUACAACGCAAUAUUGUAGUGUUUCAUUUGAUAAUAUUGUAGCUGGUAAUAACUAUUCAUGUAAUGCAACAACAAUAAAAGAAAAUUUUGAUAAUCAAACGUCCGAUGGUCUUCAACUGAAAUUACAACUUAUAACCGUUGACCACAAUAUGUCAAAUUCUUCUAAGGAGGGUAAUAUGUUAGUAAAUAUUACACCACACAGCGAUUUUGAACGAAUUAAUGCAAUAUGUAUUGCUGAAAAUACAGAAGAUAUAUGCUCAAAUAUAACAUCAAGCACAGAAAAUUGUUCUACACAGAUCAUGUUAAAUGGUACACUUGGAUGUCGUUAUUCAUGCCAAUUUACUACAUUUAAAAGGGGUUAUAUCAUUAAAACAACACUGCCAUUUAACGUGACUAUAUAUCCACCAAAAGCCCUAAUUAAUCAAUCGAUAUUUGGAAAAAACUUUGUAUUUUUAAAUUGGUCAAUUUAUGAACCGGCACAUAUUGAUUAUUUUUUACUUAAUAUUAAUGAUACCUUAAAUCCGACAUAUGUAAAUAAAUUACAGCGUUCUUAUAAUUAUACAUAUUUACAACCCAAUACAUACUAUUAUCUUGAAUUGAUCACUGUAUCCAAUCUCAAUGAGACAUCUGAUAAAGUAGUUAACACAACUCUAGUAGAUGCACCUGAAGUAUCAUCUGAAGCAGAAAAAAAAAUUUAUCUAAUUAACGCAUUUACAACACAAACACAGCAAACUAUUGUCAUUGACAAAACAUUAUUUAAUGAAACUAAUGGUUUGAUAAUCAUAUACAAAAUUUAUGUUAGACAAGAUCAAAGUAAAAAUAAUUCUGUUCCAGAUUUUUAUGGUACUUAUGAACUUGCAAAAACGAAUAUAUCCAUUGACUAUCUGGCCAUUGAAAUUGAAAAUAUGAGUAGACAAACUAAAAAACAAAAUCUUACGGUUUUAAUUGGUAAUGAUACCUGUCAAAGUGGAAGAAUAUGUAAUGGUCCAUUGAGAUCAAAUACAGUUUACAAAGUAUUAAUUGGUGGUUGUACUUCUUCAAAUUUAGUUGAUUGCACUUAUGUUUUAUCAACAGCAUUCAAAACAAUGUCACCUAUAAUUGUCGCUCCAGAUUCAACUUCAAUUGCGUGGGUAGUCAUUUUUCCAUUAUUAGUUGUUAUUUUUGUUAUUGGUCUUAUUAUUUGGAAACGAAAAUUAAUUAAACAAUGGAUACGUUAUAAAAUAUCCGAAAAAAAACUGUAA